GUUCUACCAUUGCUCAGUAUCUAGCCAGUAGAGACCCUCUGAGGCUGACAGCGGCUCACUGACUCACUGAGAAGGAUGACACCCAGUAUGUUACAGAGGAAAGGGGGAGCAAAGGGCUGCGCAUUGUGAAUAAGUCUCUAAAAGAAGAGGAGGGAUACAACUGCAUGACUUUAGAGGGAAAGAAUCAUGUCUUAGAGGAGGAGUUGUCUGGACAGAAUUGAGCGGCCUCUGUAGACCGGACCAGCCCGGGUUUGGCCUACUGUUGCACGGAAUACCGACCGUCACGCGCGCUGUCUCUGUCGGAAGCCGCUCCGCAGAUUAUUCAAGAUGCAAACAUCUGGUCUGCAAGGCCGUUAAACCAAUCCACUGCUGCAUCUUCCGAGAAAGACGUGUUUGUGCGUGCACAUCUGAUUGCAUACAAGAGAGAGAGACGGUGAGUGCGCGCGCGUGUGUGCGUGUGUGUGUGUGUGUGUGUGCGUGUCUCUGUGUUUGCGUGUGUGAACGCGCGCGUGAUUGUGUGUCGCCAUGAGUCUGGUGUCGGGGUUCCCUCACCACCCGGUCAUGCACCACCACGACAGCCACCACUACUCCUUACAUGCGGCGGCGGCUGGUCGGUGUCACGAGGACACCGGGGCCCCUCCGUACUUCACGAGCUGGUUGAUAAGCCACGCGGAUAUGUCUCCCACCGAAUAUAGCCUCGCACCCAGCUACAGCCCAGAGUACCAUGGCAACAGUGGCGGCGGGUCCGCCGGCGGCAUGGACCCCCACCAUCACCAUCACCACCAUUACGGACCCGGCGGCUUGGUCCCGGGGGCCGGGCCGAUCUCGGUGAACGGAACCACGGUCGGCAUGCACCCCCACCACACGCACCCUCGGCCCGUGAAGAGGAGACCCACGGCCAACCGGAAGGAGAGGCGGCGGACCCAGAGCAUCAACUCGGCCUUUGCGGAACUGAGGGAGUGUAUCCCCAACGUGCCGGCCGACACUAAGCUGUCCAAGAUCAAGACGCUGAGGCUGGCGACCAGCUACAUCUCCUACCUGAUGGACAUCCUGGACAAGGACGGACAGCAAGGAGACACGCUGGCCUUUAAGGCCGAGCUGAAGAAAACAGAGGCCCGGGAGGAGCGGAGGAAGAGAGAGGCGGUGGAGAUCCCGAAGACAACGUUGUCAUCAUCCUCCUCGUCAUCCUCCUCGUCGGCGAGCGAUAAGAAGAGUAAAGGCCGUACGGGUUGGCCUCAACAUGUCUGGGCUCUGGAACUCAAACAGUAGCGCCUCCCUCCCCCAGAAGCCUUUACCUUCUCUAGCUAAGUCCUCGAGGGGAAUGAUGGGACAUCAAUGAGCCGCCCGACUGACUGGUGGCACCCAUCGUGAUCUCUGUGGACCUCGAGGCUGCUGACUUCCCACACAGCGGUGGACGCGAUGGUGGUUGUAGCCUUCAGCUCCUUUCCGUUCUGCUAUUGCAAGGCACAAGGAAAGUGAUUCGUUGGAGUUCUUCAUAGAACUUCAUUUCAGAUGUAUGACACACACACUACUUUCAUCAGCAAAGGCGCUUUCUGCAGGUUUGCUCUCUACAAGGGUUUGACUCUGAAUUUGGAUUUAAUCCUUCCAUUUGACCCCACGAUAGUAACCCAGAAGCAAAAAUGGUUAAUUUUAUCUUAGAUACAUACAAAUAGAAUUGUCAGUAUGGUAAAUUCACAUUCUAGAUGGAAAUGAUCGAUCAUCAUGGCCAUGUAAUGUCAGUGGGAACUCGGGAUAGAUCUAAAAUAGGCUAUGCCAUCCAUAGGGCUGCAGGGGAUGAAGAUGUGAACAUUACACAUCAUUUAUACAUUUGAGCAAGUAAAUCAUAGGAUCCUCUGUGACACUCUUCCAGCUUACCAAGCGUUGAUAACGUAUUUGGAGGUAAUGGAUGCUUUUGAGUAAUGUCAUGUGGAAUUAGAGUGGUCUUUUAAAAACUGGGGCUACAACAGAGAAGCUUCAUACAGCGCAGUGCAGCGGAGCCCGUCUUCCUGGAAUCAUUCCUCAUUCUCUCCUUCACCCUCACACACACGCACGCACACACACACACACACACACACACACACACACACACAGGCGUGCGCGAUGUUGACGUGAUCCUUGCUUUAUUUAACGGAAUAUAUUUAUGUGCAAUGUGGCCAUUUAGAAGGACCCGAAUCGGUCUAUGAAUGUCAUUAUGACAUUUACUGGCCUUUGAUUAAGCCGACAAGGUGUAUGUGAAGUUCUCUCCCUCUCUCUCUCUCUCUCUCUCUCUCUCUCUCUCUCUCUCUCUCUGUCACACACACACACACAAACACACACACAAACACACAAACAGACACACUAACUCUCACUCUCUCUCUUUUCCCUCCCUACAAUUUACAGUUGUAAAUGUAAUGAUGUCACAAUGGUGACGAAGUGUAGAUGUUGUGUUGUGUGUAGACAGUGCUUUAUGUGGGCUGUAAUCAGCGUCAUGAAUUUAAUAAAACCCCUGGUUACAUGGUAACUGAAGCAAACUG
Molecule: messenger RNA, 2513 nt
Organism: Gasterosteus aculeatus aculeatus (three-spined stickleback)
Lineage: Eukaryota; Metazoa; Chordata; Actinopteri; Perciformes; Gasterosteidae
Gene: hand2
Product: heart and neural crest derivatives expressed 2
Biological process (GO): heart development; regulation of transcription by RNA polymerase II
Molecular function (GO): DNA-binding transcription factor activity, RNA polymerase II-specific; RNA polymerase II transcription regulatory region sequence-specific DNA binding; protein dimerization activity
Source: RefSeq, a predicted model, not a curated record